Molecule: messenger RNA, 1252 nt
Organism: Haliaeetus leucocephalus (bald eagle)
Lineage: Eukaryota; Metazoa; Chordata; Aves; Accipitriformes; Accipitridae
Gene: WDR89
Product: WD repeat domain 89
Exons: 2
Coding region: 83-1252 (389 amino acids)
Molecular function (GO): protein binding
Source: RefSeq, a predicted model, not a curated record
CGGCGCGGCGAGCACGCGGCGGGCCGGAGGCGGCGGCUGUGAGGGACCGGGGUUUCUGACAACGUUAGGAACAGCAUUUGAGAUGACUGCAGUAGAGAAGAUUGAGGAGCAGCUCGCUAGUCUGCGCAUAGCAAAACGUUCUACACUAAGUGAGGAACCUGCUUACUUACUGGAUAUAGACGUUUCCAAACCUGCUCAAUCUGAAAGCAGUCGCUAUGUGGCAGUUUCGUGUUCCAAUAAGUCAAUUAGGGUAUAUAACAGGGAAACAUUAAACUUCCUGCGGGAGUACAGUAGCCGUCCUGGGAUACUUAAUGGAGUCAGAUUUGCACACGCAUGUGACAGCAUAGUGUUUUCUGCAUGCAGUGACGGUACAGUGAAAUGUUGGGAUAUUCGUGUAGCAACUCAGAAAGCCGUGCAGGUAUUUAGUGGCUAUCCUUCCAAUGUUUUCAUCAGUUUUGAUAUCAACUGCAGUGAUCUCAUAAUUUGUGCUGGAACAGAAAAAGUUGAAAAGGACACGUUUCUGGUGUUCUGGGAUGCAAGAGGCAUUACAGAUUGUGCCAGCGCAACUAAAGAACCCUUGGGAGUCUAUUCUGAAAGUCACAAUGAUGAUAUCACUAAAAUUUGUUUUCAUCCUAUCGAACCUAACUUGGUAGUUUCCGGGUCAACUGAUGGGUUGGUUAAUGUGUUUGACAUUAACAAGGAUAAUGAAGAUGAUGCUUUGAUAUCAACUUGCAAUUCAGAUUCAUCAGUAAGUUUUAUUGGCUGGUCUGGGAAAGAUUAUAAACAGGUCUACUGCAUGACACACGAUGAGGGAUUUUGUUGGUGGGACAUUGCUCAGUUAGAUACCGAAGAACCAAUAACACUAUUGCAUGUUCUGGAUGUCAGAGACACAGUCUGCAUUGAAAACGACAGCUUACAUUACCUGGUAGGUGGCUUGUACCAUGAAAAGGCAGACAAACUCUUUCUUAUUGGGGGAACAUCCACAGGAAACAUUCACCUUAUCAGCUGCAGCACUGAGGGACUGAGCCUGUUGGGUACCCUUUGCGGAGGACACUCCGCCACUGUUCGCUCUUUCUGCUGGAACCUGACAGAUGAGUCUCUGUUGACGGGUGGAGAGGAUGCUCAGCUGUUGCUAUGGAAACCCAGAGCUGUGGAAAGGUCCCUCGCAAAGAAAGCAUCUAUGAAGAUUGCUUCUUCUGUGCAAAAGAGAGUAAGGGUUCACAACAGCUCCCUCAAAAGCAGGAAAAAGUAA